Papaver somniferum (opium poppy) is the source of this 3863-nucleotide messenger RNA. RefSeq names its product kinesin-like protein KIN-8B. Lineage: Eukaryota; Viridiplantae; Streptophyta; Magnoliopsida; Ranunculales; Papaveraceae. Bases 947 to 3397 code for a protein of 816 amino acids. The transcript has 17 exons. Gene Ontology annotation, molecular function: microtubule binding; microtubule motor activity; ATP binding. The record is from RefSeq and is a predicted model, not a curated record. Gene Ontology annotation, biological process: microtubule-based movement.
CUCCAAAAAUCCCCAUCCCCAUCAUCCUCACCACUUCAACAAAAAUAACUAAAAAAUACAGUGUCAUCGCAAAAAGUUGAAAUUCAUUAUAUCUUCUUCCAGUUCUUAGUAUUAAAAAAACAUCCCGCUUAAAUUUUUCACCUACACUUCACAUCUCAAGACCUUAAAUCAACGGUCACCAUCGCUCGCAACGCUCACUUCAUUUCCAUCUUCUUCUGCUACGUUCAUUAAUUUCUUAAAUCUGUUCAUUCUUUCUCUUUCUUCUUCAUCUUCUUGUAAUAAAAAUGGCGUUACAGAAUAGUGCUAGCGAAAGUUAAAACCUCCUAAAUUCACAGAAAAAGAAAAUUUAAACAUUAUUUUUUUUUGUUGUCGUUUCUCACAUUGUUUUUAUUAUUUUGAGAUUCUAUAGAUAUUGAUGAUUUUUUCUUUUUCUUGAAUUUUUCAGAGAGAUUUUGGUGGUUUUGUAAUCCUAUGCACGUUUGAAGAAAUCUAGGGAAUAGGUUUUUUUCUUUCGAUUUUUUUUUUGGUUUAGUACAUUGGGAAAUGAUUGCUUUAUGAUGAUUUAAUAUAAACUAUUGUUUAAGACUUGAGAGAGUGAAUUUGUAUUUUGUGAUUGAUUUUCUCUAUGUUGUUGUUAUUGUUACAUUUUGGAGAUUUGAGCUAUUUGAAUUGAUGUUUUUGAGGAUUUGAGCUGUUUGUGAAAUGGAUUUGAUUCGUUUUGUAUUUCUCACUGUGGAGAAUGGUUGAUUUUUUAGGUUUAAUUUUUGAAAAAUUAGGGUUCUAGAAGGGUGCAUUUACUUUUGAGGAGAAAUUUGGGUUUUGAAUUUCAUUCAUCUGAGGAAUACUCUUUGGAGUUAGCUCAUAGACUUGACAAGUGAAUAUAUUUGGACAAGUUUGGGAUUCCUUUUUGGGGUUUUAGAGGAUUCAAAGGGUAAAUUGGUUGGAUAUGCCAAGCAUUAGAGCUCCAGCUUCGAAACAAGCCACGACCCUCUCGGUUAUUGUAAAAUGUAGACCGUUAACUAAGAGAGAAUUGCAAAGGAACAGAAAUAUUGUGAGAGUGACUAAUAAUAAGGAGGUUCUUGUCUUGGAUCCUGACUUGUCCAAGGACUACCUUGAUCGUAUGCAAAACCGAACUAAAGAGAAAAAAUAUAUGUUCGACUAUGCAUUUGGUCCCAAUUCCAAAAACUUGGAUGUUUAUGAGACAAGUAUAGCCUCUACAAUUGCCGGAGUUAUUCAUGGUCUUAAUGCUACUGUUUUUGCAUAUGGGUCAACUGGAAGUGGUAAAACUUACACAAUGGUUGGCGCAAGGAAUGAUCCCGGGCUUAUGGUUCUUAGCUUGAACACAAUAUUUGAUCUGAUAAAACAGGACAAAAGUUCUGAUGACUUUGAAGUCAAUUGUUCUUACCUGGAAGUCUACAACGAAGUUAUCUAUGAUUUGCUUGAAAAAUCAUCUGGGCAUUUGGAGCUUAGAGAGGAUCCUGAACAAGGAAUAGUUGUUGCUGGACUUAGAAGUAUCAAGGUGCAUUCAGCUGAUAGGAUUCUGGAGCUCCUUAAUUUGGGUAACAGUAGGCGAAAAACAGAAAGUACUGAAGCAAAUGCUACAUCUUCACGCUCACAUGCUGUUCUGGAGAUUACUGUAAGAAGGAAGCAUAAAAAUCAAUAUCAGAACCAAGUUAUCCGUGGUAAACUUGCGCUAGUUGAUCUUGCUGGAAGUGAAAGGGCUUCUGAAACAAAUAGUGGAGGGCAAAAGCUAAGAGAUGGAGCCAAUAUUAACCGCUCACUUCUUGCUCUAGCAAACUGUAUUAAUGCUCUUGGAAAACAGCAUAAGAAGGGUCUUGCGUAUGUUCCUUAUCGUAAUAGCAAAUUGACGAGGAUCCUUAAAGAUGGCCUGAGUGGUAAUUCUCAAACUGUUAUGAUUGCUACAGUGUCACCUGCUAACAGUCAGUAUCAUCACACUGUUAAUACCCUGAAGUAUGCUGACCGAGCAAAAGAGAUCAAAACACACAUCCAGAAAAACAUUGGUACAGUGGAUACACAUGUUUCAGACUACCAACGAAUGAUCGAUAAUCUUCAGAUUGAAGUAUGUCGGCUGAGAAAGGAACUAGCAGAUAAGGAGACACAACUAAGUGUCAAACCUGCUGAAAGGACAGUGGACGAUGAACCAUCUUGGCUGAAUGUGUUAAGCCAUCAAACCAGUGAAAAUGUUCAGGAUCGAAUAAACCUACAAAAGGCUUUGUUUGAACUCGAAGAAACUAAUCUUCGUAAUCGCAUCGAGCUCCAACAUUUAGAUGAUUCUAUUGCAAAGGAACGGGUUAUACGGAAGGAUGGAGCAGUUGUACAGGCCUUAAGACUAAGAAGACAGAACAUUCUAGAUAACAUUCGGGAUAAUGAUGAUACUGGUGCAAAUUACCAAAGGGAAAUAGUGGCAAAUGAGAACCACCGACGGAAACUCCAAGACAUGAUUGAGGAAGCCAUUAGCAACAAUGGCAACAGAACCUACUUGCAUAUUCUCAGUCAGUACAGGAUCUUGGGGAUGGCUAAUACUGAGCUCCAGUUUGAAAUGGCAAUGCGUGAUCAAGUCAUUAACAACCAAAGGGAAGCACAAAGGAACCUGUGGAACUUGAUUAUGGGGUUAGGUAUAGACCAGAAAAAGAUAGUGGAAACUGCGUCCAAGCAAGGAAUAACAAUCGAAGACUGGGCAGCAUCACAUCAUGGGCCAGCCAGUCCUGCCCCAUCUUAUGGGAGAUUACCACCUCUCUGGACUGGCAUUGGACAAUCGUACUCUUCAAGCUCUCCUGUUUUGCAACACCAACAAGAUGGUUGUAGGUCGUGGGGGACGUGUGAGUCAGAUGCUGCUCGUACCGUUCAUAGGGAGGAGCACCACAGCUCCUACGUUUUACUAUCUCAUGACCAUUCUCCAUCAGCAUAUUUGGGGAUGAGUAGUAGUACUGAGCAUUGGGUGAGUAGUGGCAGACCAAAUCCACAACAUUGCGCCCCUGAUAUGCCUUCAUACCAGGAGAGGAGAGUUCAAUCUUCACCAAUUGAAGGUUGUAUACCCACUUUGUCACUACCCCCGGAAUUUGUCCGUAAUGAGGGCACAUGCGAUACAAAUAGAUGGCAGCUGGCAGAACAUCCUCAAAUCAGACAAAAUACCGGGCACAGUCCAUGCAAAGAGAUAAUGACACGCCAUACUGGAUUGGCCCGACCCUUAUUUUUAAAUAAUCCAACAGAGCUCUCUGGCACACCCAGCAGCUCCCCUCAUGUUCUCCAUGGUAUUGCUCCCCCCAAUUGUCAACCUACGCCACACCUGCUUCCCUCUUAUACUGCUGGCAGACCAGUUCCUUUUAUUACUGCCACGAGUCCUGAAUUGAGGGGCCAUCGAUCCAGAUUUGUGUAGUCUUCAUUUCCUUUUAUAUACUUAGUGAAAUGUUCAUAUGCGAAUUAGUUAACAGCGUUUCUUUACCCAUCAACAGUGGUAAUGACAUGGGUAAACGUAGUAUAUGAAUCUCUUCCUUAUACGCUGAUUUCCGAUAGUGAUCCUUCUCCGUUAGAAAGUUCCGCGCCUACAACGAUGUUUUGUCAGGUGGAAGCAGAUUUGUGACUUCUAAUAAGGUGAAAUUGCAGCAUGUGGAUUGUACAGGACUUACAGGACUCAACUAUUUCAAGUUUCUGUGGAGUGAACAAUUAGAUUUGAUUACGUGAAGUUACUAAAGGCUCAUCUAAAUCAAUGGAUGACUGCCUACCGGUUAGACUAGUGGUAUUUUUUCUAACAUCUUCUGCAUUGAUUCAUGAGUGACCUAUUCAGCGAGCAUUGUAUUGGUUAUGGAUUUUUAUAAUAAAAUGAAGGGUGUCUAAUUGUUGGA